AAGUAAAGUUUCUUGAACCCCCCUCCUCGACGGUGACGGUGACGCGGGGUGACGACCGUUGGGUAACCGUGUCGUGGUGUGUCGUGAAGUGAAGUGGUCAAGAGUGAAAGAUCUUGAGAGGGUUGUACGCGCGGUUGCGAAAGAUCAGAGCCGCCGAGGAGUGACCAGAGUUUGGCCCGACUUUCCUUUCUGUUUUUUUGGAUUUGGGUCGGCUUGGAACUGAGUGAAAACAUGGAAAGUUUCUGGGUGCAGACCGCCAUCGGGGCGAUCAAGAUCAUCGCCAUGGUGUACGACAUCAUCACGAUGCCGAUCUACCUGAUCCUGCAGCGACCCUGGAAGCGGAGAGCGCUGGCCAAACGCGUAAAGGCCAAGAUCAUCCAGCAGAACGACACCUCGAUCACAUACCACGGCGUGGACGCGCCCGGCGAGAUGCACGUCAAGAUGCUGCAGAACAACAUCAACACGCUCGAGCGGAUGUUCAACUUCGUGACGAAGAUCCACUCGACGAAGCGGUGCAUCGGCACGCGCCAGAUCCUGAGCGAGGAGGACGAGAUGCAGCCGAACGGGCGCGUCUUCAAGAAGUUCAAGAUGGGCGACUACAUGUGGCGCAACUUUAUCGAGACGGAGUUCGCGGCGACCUGCUUCGGGCGGGGUCUGCGUGAGUUGGGGCAACAGCCGCGGCAGAACAUUGUGAUUUUCGCGGAGACGCGGGCGGAGUGGUUGAUUGCGGCGCACGGGUGCUUCAAGCAGAACAUGCCGCUGGUGACGAUCUACGCGACGCUGGGGGAUGAGGGCAUUGCGCACGGGAUCAAUGAGACCGAGGUGGAUAUGGUGAUUACGUCACACGAGCUGCUGCCCAAGUUCAAGACGGUGCUGGGGAUCACGCCGAACGUGAAGAAGAUCAUCUUCAUGGAGGACCAGCUGCACAAGACGGACGUUACGGGGUUCAAGGAGGGCGUCCAGAUCAUUCCAUUCUCGACGGUGAUUGAGAAGGGCGAGAAGAGCAAGAUGGACGGUUGCUCCCCGACGCCGGACGACACGGCCAUCAUCAUGUACACGUCCGGCUCGACCGGGACGCCCAAGGGAGUGCUGCUGUCGCACGCCAACUGCAUCGGCACGAUGAAGAACUUCUGCGACAUCUUCAAGAUCUACCCGGACGACGUGCUGAUCGGGUUCCUGCCGUUGGCGCACGUGUUCGAGCUGCUCGCCGAGAGUGUGUGCCUGUUGACGGGCGUGCCGAUCGGCUACUCGACGCCGCUCACGCUGAUCGACUCCAGCUCGAAGAUCAUGAAGGGCUGCAAGGGUGACGCGUCGGUGCUGAAGCCAACCUGCAUGACGUCGGUGCCGCUUAUCCUGGACCGCAUCUCGAAGGGUAUCAACGCGAAGGUCAACGCCGAGGCGCCCAUGAAGAAGGCCUUCUUCAAGUUUGCCUACCAGUACAAAACCAAGUGGGUUGCGCGGGGCUUCCUCACGCCGAUCAUGGACAAGAUCAUCUUCAAGAAGAUUGCCCGGUUAAUGGGAGGCCGCAUCCGCGGCGUCAUGUCCGGCGGAGCGCCGCUGGCGCCCGACACCCACGAGCAGAUUCAGACGUGCCUGUGCGUAGAGAUGGUCCAGGGUUACGGGCUGACGGAGACGACGGCCGGAGCGGCGGUUACAGACAAAUGGUGCAUGGAGUACGGUGUCGUGGGGGCGCCAUCGUCCGUCAACUACAUCCGGCUGAUCAACUGGGAGGAGGGCAACUACCGCGUCACGAACAAACCGUACCCGCAGGGCGAGAUCGUGGUCGGCGGCACGAGCGUAUCCAAGGGCUACUACAAACUGCCCGGCAAGACCGGCGAGGACUUCUUCGAGGAGGACGGCCAGCGGUGGUUCCGGACGGGUGACGUCGGCGAGGUGCACCCGGACGGUGUGCUCAAGAUCAUCGACCGCAAGAAGGACCUGGUGAAGCUGCAGGCCGGCGAGUACGUGUCGCUGGGAAAGGUCGAGUCGGAGCUCAAGACGUGCGCCGUGGUGGAGAACAUUUGCGUGUACGGGGAUUCGACCAAGCAGAACACGGUGGCGUUGAUCGUGCCGAAUCCGCAGGCGCUGGACGAUAUCGCCGAGCGGCAGGGCAUCAAGGGGAUGGAGUUUGAGGAGCUGUGCAGCUCGCCGGUUAUGGAGAAGGCGGUCGUGCACGAGCUGGCCGAGCAUGGCAAGAAAUGCAAACUGCACCGCUUCGAGAUCCCGACGGCGGUCACGCUGUGCAAGGACAUCUGGACGCCCGAUAUGGGCCUGGUGACGGCCGCGUUCAAGCUCAAGCGCAAGGACAUCCAGGAGCGGUACAAGAACGAAAUCAGCCGGAUGUACGCGUCCUAAAUCAUCAUCACCCCGCCCUAAAAAUCACAGACAGAGAGAGACAGAGAGGAAGAGCAUUAAUGUUUAAUCCUUCGAUUCUUAAGUCGAUGUUGUGUAAAUUGUAUUUGGCAAUGUUUGUCAAGCAGAGAGAGAGAGAGGUGUGGGACAAAAGUUCACGUCCGUGGCCACACCAACUUUGAUUUCCUUAUUAGAGUAGAUCCCGUGUAAGAGCCAAAUUUAGUGACUAUUAACGGUCGGUUACGUCUGUUUUGUUAUUUUGUUUUUUUUUCGUUAUUGAUUCCUUCAUGAUUAUUGUAAGUCGUUUGAAAAUACAAUAAAUUAUCGUCACCUUUUUCACCUUCAAGCUGGUUUGGUUUCCCCUUUCGUCCUACAUUUUUUAUCACCGACUCAAUCCUUCCAAGCUCGUUAUUAUUCUACAAUAAAACAAAAAGAAAAAAUAAAAUAACGAUCAAAAAGAGAGCAAAAACGCGAGGAUGCUAGCGAGCAAUGUAAAAAAUGUGUUUCUUCCUGUGAAGCCGGGAAUGAACUUCGUUGAAAGUGUUGCGCGCGAGUGCGUGUGUGCUAGAUAAUGUUACUGCUAACAAAUUCACUUACUAUUGAGUAGAGACAUUAAAACAAAAAGAAAACAGAACA
Messenger RNA from Culex pipiens pallens (northern house mosquito), 2988 nucleotides. It is a transcript of the gene Acsl, whose product is annotated as long-chain-fatty-acid--CoA ligase 4. Gene Ontology annotation, molecular function: palmitoyl-CoA ligase activity. The coding region runs from base 232 to 2355 and encodes 707 amino acids. Lineage: Eukaryota; Metazoa; Arthropoda; Insecta; Diptera; Culicidae. Gene Ontology annotation, biological process: long-chain fatty-acyl-CoA metabolic process; long-chain fatty acid metabolic process; neuron differentiation. The record is from RefSeq and is a predicted model, not a curated record. The transcript is spliced from 9 exons. Gene Ontology annotation, cellular component: endoplasmic reticulum; plasma membrane; lipid droplet.